Messenger RNA from Protobothrops mucrosquamatus (brown spotted pit viper), 1354 nucleotides. Its product is annotated as glutamic acid-rich protein. The record is from RefSeq and is a predicted model, not a curated record. Bases 12 to 1112 code for a protein of 366 amino acids. NCBI's taxonomy places the organism in Eukaryota, Metazoa, Chordata, Lepidosauria, Squamata, Viperidae. The transcript has 29 exons.
AGCCAAGAGAAAUGGCCAAAGUGCCAAAGAAAGUUGUGCAUGGAAACAAAACUGAACCCCACAAGAAAGAAAAACCAUUAGAAACAGCCAAGUUACCGACGAAGGAUAUCCAUGCAAAAGAAUCUGCUAGGCUACUGAUGAAGGAUAUCCAUGUAAAAGAAUCUGAACGACACAAGAAAGAAAAGCCAAGAGAAAAGGCCAAAGUGCCAAAGAAAGAUAUGCAUGUAAACAAAACUGAAUCCUACAUGAAAGAAAAGCCAUUAGAAACAGCCAGGCUACUGAUGAAGGAUAUCCAUGUAAAAGUAUCUGAACAACACAAGAAAGAAAAGCCAAGAGAAAUGGCCAAAGUGCCAAAGAAAGAUGUGCAUGUAAAGAAAACUGAACCACACAAGAAAGAAAAACCAUUAGAAACAGCCAAGUUACCAAUGAAGGAUAUCCAUGCAAAAGAAUCAGAACGACACAAGAAAGAAAAGUCAAGAGAAAUGGCCAAAGUAUCAGAGAAAGCUGUGCAUGUAAACAAAACUAAGCCACAUAAGAAAGAAAAACCAGUAGAAAUAGAAACACAUAUGAAAGAAAAGCCAAUAAACAUAUCAAAGCUAUCAAAGAAGGAUGUGCAUGUGAAAGAAACUGCACCCCAGCCCAAAAAGGAUAUCCUUAUUCGGGAAUCUGAAUCACACAAAAAAGAAAAGCAAAUAGAAAUAGCCAAAGUGCCAAAGAAACAUGUGGAUGUAAAGAAAUCUGAAGCAGACAAGAAAGAAAAACCAAUAAAAACAGCCAAGCUGCCAAAGAAGGCCGUGUAUGCAAACAAAACUGAAACACAUAAGAAAGAAAAGCCAAUAGAAACUGCCAAGCUGCUAAAGAGUGAUGUGCACAUAAAAGAAACUGAAUCACACAAGAAAAGAAAGUUGGCAGAAACGGCCAAGCUGCCAAAGAAGGAUAUUCAUGUAAAAGAAUCUGAACUCCACAAGAAAGAAAAGCCAAGAGAAAUGGCCAAAGUGUCAAAGAAAGAUGUGCAUGUAAAUAAAACUGGUAAGUGCUAUGUAAAAUUAUGCCUAGAAAAUCCCAUUUUCCAUUCUGGACAAUUACUGUGUAAACACAUGCUGUGGAAAUGAAUGUGCCAUAAAACUAGUGAAUUAUACUGAAUUAAAAUUGCAAAAUUGGAUGAUAAAUCUCAUUCUGCCCGCCUUGGGUUUUCUAGUCAAAAGACUCCACUCAGUCUAUGCUUCAUUUUAACUGUCAAAUUAAAAGACUCUCUUAACUUGAAGGGAUUUUAGUCUAUGAUAUAAUUCUGUGUAGAAUGUCACCUACUGCUUGCUAUAAACAACCAAAUGUAGAAGUAAUUUUCUGGUCUUCU